AUUCUCAUGUCGCAAUGUUGCUUGGAGCAGCCAAGAUGCUGCACAGCAAAAGAAACGAAUUGAAGGGAACUGUGAAGCUGGUUUUUCAGCCUGGUGAAGAGGGUCAUGCAGGUGCUUAUCAUAUGCUGCAAGAUGGUGUUCUUGACGAUAUAAACGGUAUCCUCAGCAUCCAUGUUUUGCCAACAUUUCCUACUGGUGCCGUCGCAUCAAGACCUGGCCCGUUGCUUGCUGGCUCUGGGUUUUUCUCAGCCAAGAUUCAAGGGAAAGGUGGACAUGCAGCAAGCCCGCACAAGGCUAGGGACCCAAUUCUUGCAGUAGCUUUUUCCAUUAUUGCUCUUCAACAGAUUGCGUCUCGAGAGAUAGAUCCCCUUGAGGCUGCAGUAAUCACUGUUGGUUUUAUUGACGGAGGUCAAGCAGGAAAUGUGAUCCCAGAAUCAGUCAGAAUUGGUGGAACUUUCAGAAGCUUGAGCAAUGAAGGUCUUUUAUAUAUCCAAAGAAGGAUUAAAGAGAUUAUAGGGACGCAAGCAGCUGUUCAUCAAUGUAGUGCUGUGGUGGACUUAAUGGAGAAUCUACAUUCUCCUCAUCCGGUGAUGAUCAAUGAUGAAGCACUUUAUGAACAUGCAAGGAAGGUUAGCGAGGCCUUGGUUGGCGAAUCUAAUGUGCACAUCAUGCCAGUGACCAUGGGGGCAGAAGAUUUCAGUUUUUUCUCAAAGAAAACUUCUGCUGCAAUCUUCGUUGUUGGAAUAAAGAACGAGACUUUGAAGUCAGGUCAACCUCUACACUCACCUUAUUUUGUUGUUGAUGAAGAGGCUCUUCCUAUAGGAGCUGCUCUU
Messenger RNA from Carica papaya (papaya), 833 nucleotides. NCBI's taxonomy places the organism in Eukaryota, Viridiplantae, Streptophyta, Magnoliopsida, Brassicales, Caricaceae. The record is from RefSeq and is a predicted model, not a curated record.